AUGACCGAAGUAAAUGUUUCCUUGGGGUCGCUUCAGGCAUUUGCGCCGUCCGAAUCGCAAUCUUUGAAGGAGCAAGAGGAUGCCACCAUGUGCUUCGAUGAGUCCCACGCAUACUUGUUCAAGUACAAGACAAAGGGAAGGAGGACGUUCCUACAGGAUCAAACAACCGCGGCCACACGGUUGCCGCGAAUUCUUCCAAAAGGUCUUCCGUAUGCCGCUAACUUUGUUUCUUUUGAUGAACUUGUGCAGCGUGGUAUUCUGCAGUGCUCCAGCCAGGACGAGGUGGAUUUCUCCGUCGAUGACCUCCGGCUGCUGUACGAAGCCAAGUGUCUGGAUCAAGAGUUACCUCCGUCGUGGGAGCGUGAGAUGCGCUUUAUGGAGCUGAUCAGUGCCAACUGUACAGGCAACUUCUUCUGCCUGAAGGAGAGUGGGUUCGGCCCGAUGUGUGCUGAGGCGGUGGCGCAUAUCUUGUCGUCAAAUAAAAAGUACAUCAUUCUUGACCUCAGCGGCAAUCGUUUGAGAGAUGAAGGGGCUUGCUCCAUUGCGAAACUCAUUAGUGUCAACAGGACCCUUGUUCACAUUGGUCUCCGUUCUAAUGACAUUGGACAUAUUGGUGGUGUGGCAUUAGCGAAGGCAUUGCUUGAAAACAACACAGUCGUUUCACUUGAUGUGGGUGCGCAUUCUGGUAUCAACGGGAAUCACAUUGCCAUGGAAGGAGCAGAGGCAAUUGGUACCAUGCUGCGCGCCAAUAAGGUGCUUUCCCAUCUGAACCUCAGCAGCAAUGGAUUAGGUGCCGCCGGUAUUUCCUUCAUCGCGCAGGGUCUCGAGGGGAACUGUAGUCUGACACAUUUGGACGUUUCCAUUAAUGGGUUGGGCUACGCGGGGUCAAAGGUCCUCUCCCCUGUGCUUGAGACUUCCUGUAUCACGCACCUCUCACUGCAGCGGAACAGCCUCACCGACAAGGGUGGGUUGGUGCUCUUCCGUGCGAUUUCCAAUGCCAUCAGCAACGGAGAGGACAGGAUCGAGUUUCUUAAUCUCGAAACCAACGACCUCGGGGAGAAGACCGCUGCUGAGAUGCAGAGGGUGCUAGCCGCAUCUUCUGCUAUGAAGCAACUGCGCAUCUCCUCCAACAACUUUGGUGCCUCAUCCAAGUAUAUUAUGGAUGGUGUAGCGGAGAGCAAAAGUCUGCGCUCGCUACACAUGGCGUUCUGCGAGAUCCGCGAGACGGAUGGAGCACCAUUUGGAAAUGCACUGACGGUCAACUCCACCCUACAGGUGCUAGACCUCUCGAACAAUAAGCUCAAGGACGCCGCUGCAAAAUGCAUCGCCGAGGCAAUGAAGACGAAUGAGGGGCUGGUGUCACUGAAUUUGUCCUGCAACAAGAUCGCCGAUGAGGGUGGAAAGGCAAUUGCGCUCUUUUUGAAGAGCAACCGUACCCUUCGGGAUCUCAACCUGCGUCGAAACUCCAUGUCUAAUGUAACGGGUGAGCUGCUGGACGAGCAGCUGCGUGGGAACUUUACAUUAGAAAAGAUGGAUGUGACUUUCAAUGAUUUCCGCUACAAGUGCCUCAUUGGCAACCGCGCGACACUCACACGCAACGCGAAGAAGAACAAGACGCUCGUGGUGCCGAAGCUGCGGGCAGAGAUUGAUGGCCUGGCCUCCAAGGAGAAGGAGCUCUCUCAGGCAGAGGAUGAGAUCGAAAUGGAGCGGCGCAUCAUCAAGGACCGAAGUGAACAGCUGCUGCGGCGCAACGAGGAGGCACGCGUCGCGUUCGAGAAGACACGGCGGGAAAUAGUGGACCUGGAAAAGAAUCUUGUGGCUGUGUCUGGGCGCUCGGAGUCCGCACAGGAAGUCCUGAACCGCACCGAGGAGUAUGUGUGCAAUGAAAUGGCCAACCUGACUGCGCGAAAGUCAAACAUGGAGGCACGCGUCCAACAGGAGAAGGAUCGCGUGGACCGGAUGCAGCGCGAGAUGGAGCGCAUGCGCCGGCAGCUGAGGCAGCUGGAGGAGGCCGAGGCCACGAAGUACAAGCCACUAUUCAUGGAGUACAGCAUCGCCGAGGCAGACAGGGACCGUGAGGCGAAGGAGUGCAGGUACGAGGCCGACAAACUCGCCGCCCUCGAGCUGCAAAGGAAAGAGCUUGAGAAGAAGAUGGGCCUCUCGCUUCCCACGGCGGGCGGCGCCGCGGCUGCGUCGAGACAGAAGCAACAACAGCAGCAGAAAAAAAAGAGGUAG
Molecule: messenger RNA, 2235 nt
Organism: Trypanosoma grayi
Lineage: Eukaryota; Euglenozoa; Kinetoplastea; Trypanosomatida; Trypanosomatidae
Product: putative ribonuclease inhibitor-like protein
Exons: 1
Coding region: 1-2235 (744 amino acids)
Molecular function (GO): protein binding
Source: RefSeq, a predicted model, not a curated record